Molecule: messenger RNA, 1050 nt
Organism: Anolis sagrei ordinatus
Lineage: Eukaryota; Metazoa; Chordata; Lepidosauria; Squamata; Anolidae
Source: RefSeq, a predicted model, not a curated record
UUUCAAGCUACAUGCCUGUGUAUUCAAGGAGGAAAGGGAGGAUUGUGCUGUAAACAGUGGGGCUUGGUAAUCUAAUUAUACAAAUUGAAUAGAGCAAUACAAGGACUGAGAAGAGGCAAUCAGGAGAACAUAUCUGUGACCAUCUGGCAUAAUAUUGGAAUCAUAAAUGUAAAAUAAUGGAAAAUCUCCAUUCCUUGUCAAAAUCACACACAGGGGAGAAGCGACAUAACUGUAUGGAAUGUGGGAAAUGUUUCACUGGGAGAAGUUCUCUUACUAAACAUCAACGAACUCACACAGGAGAGAAGCCGUAUAAAUGUGUGGAAUGUGGAAAGAGCUUUAUUCAGAGUGGACAUCUGCGUAUCCAUCAAAGGACCCACACAGGAGAGAAGCCACAUAAAUGCAUUGAAUGUGGAAAGAGCUUCAGUGAAAGUGGGACUCUGCAUAAUCAUCAAAGGAUCCACACAGGGGAGAAGCCACAUACAUGCAUGGAAUGCGGAAAGAGUUUCAAUAAUAGUGGAAAUCUGCUUACCCAUCAAAGGAUCCACACAGGGGAGAAGCCGCAUAAAUGCAUGGAAUGUGGAAAGCGUUUCAAUCAGAGUGGAGAUCUGCAUUCUCAUCAAAGGACCCACACAGGGGAGAAGCCGCAUAAAUGCAUUGAAUGUGGAAAGAACUUCAGUCACAGUGCGAAUCUGCGUUCCCAUCAAAGGAUCCACACAGGGGAGAAGCCACAUACAUGCAUGGAAUGUGGAAAGAGCUUCAGUCAGAGUGGACAUCUGCGUAUCCAUCAAAGAACCCACACAGGGGAGAAGCCACAUAAAUGCAUGGAAUGUGGAAAGAGCUUCAGCCAGAGUGGACAUCUGCGUACCCAUCAAAGGACCCACACAGGAGAGAAGCCCCAUAAGUGCAUGGAGUGUGGAAAGAGCUUCAGUCACAGUUCGAGUCUGUGUAUCCAUCAAAGGACCCACACAAGGAAAAUGCAUUAGACAUCAAAGAGCUCACACACAGCUAAAGGUGACCUGCCUGUAUGUUUCCAAGGGUCCCAGGUAAACA